AUGGAUGACCCAGACCUGUACAGCGACGGGCGGCGGGACGUGGUGGUCCCGGGAUUUGUGCAUUACAUGGAGGUGCUGCAGGGCGUCGACGGCGCUAAGGCCCUGGGCUGGCCAGCAUUCCACGCGUCCACGGUCCACACCUCCCCUCUGCUGUACGACUGGGACCUAGACGGGACGCCCGAUGUGCUGGUGGUGGGGUACAACGGGGAAGUCCACGCCUUCAAGGACACGGGGGAGCAGCUGCCCAUGCAGCUGCGCGUGCCGCGGCUGCGCGUGCGGCGCAACUGGUUCGUGGGGAUCAAUCCUGACCCAGUCGAUCACUCACACCCCGAUGUGGGAGCUGCAGCGGCGACGUUCGCGCAGCAUGCAGCCGCCAAGGCGAAGAGCAAGAGCAAGGGGAAGGGCGUGAAGCCGCACCACUCGGCCAAGGUGUCGCCGUCACCGUCUGCCAAGCCGGCGCCUGUCGCGUCUCCAGCGCAGCAGCAGUCCCAGCAACCCCAACAAGCGCAGCUCCAGCCGAAACCAUCCCAUGUGCAGCCACACCCUGCAUCGCCGACGCCGGCGGCGCAGCCGGCUGCGCAUUCGGCGGCGCAGUCAUCACCCCAGCAGCAGCAGCCGCCGCAGCAGCAGCAGCAACAGCAGCAGCAACAGCAGCAGCAGUUGGGUCAAAAGGAGCAGUCUGCCGUGUUGAUAUUCAAACAGACCUUGGAGAAAUUCGAGGCCAAGUUUGGAAAGGCUUCUGCCGAGCAGGCCCUGGCCGACACAAAGGCCAAGAACCCAAAGCUGUACCAGGAGUACCUCGACCUCAUAGAAUCUGAAAAGAAGCUGCAGGACCUGGCCAGCACCUUCGGGGCACCUUCCCAGCGCCGUCGCCGGCUGAUGAGCGCGGACGGACAGGGUUCCGUGGGUGACGCGCAAGCGGGCGCCGCACGGGCGCUGCAGCAGGAGGGCAGCGGGCAGCAGCAGCAGCAGGCCGGCGGUGCAGCCGCAACACCGGCUGCAGCGGCGCCAGGGGCAGGGGCGGGCGCGGCCCAGCCGCAGGGGCCGACGGCGGGCGCUGAGUUUGAUGCAUCCAAGCAGGGUCUGUCAGACGAGGCGCUCGACAGCUUCCGCCUCUUCGAGGAAGAGGACCCAAAGACCGCCACACCCCCAGCGGCCGGCGGCGAGGCGUACGGCGGCACGGCCGCGGCGGACGCCGGCGGUGCGCAGCAGCAGUAUGAGGAGGGGCGGAAGCCAGAGGGGCAGGGGCAGGCGGGCGGGCAGGCGGAUCAGACGGCAGAUGGGAAGCCGCUGAUCGAGGCGAUCCCGGCCGCCUUCGACGAGUUUGGCGAGAAUCUGCCGCAGGCAGAGGCCGCGGAGGCCGCACUCGAAGCGGAGCGCGCGUUCAAUGGCGGCACUGAAUACUAUGGCGGCGGCCCAGUCGACGAGGCCGAUGACGUCAUUAAUGGCGACGGCGCGGCGGACGGCGAGGGGGCGGCGCCGGACCCCAUGCCCUACCCGAACCACUGGAACGAGGCGCUCGAGCACGACUCGGAUUGGGGCUGGCGGGACGAGUCGUUUGGGCAGGACCCCCACCACAUGACGUCAGAGUUUGUCUACAUCGACCCUCAUGUGCUGUGCACGCCAGCCAUCGCAGACAUCGAUGGCGACGGCCACGAGGAGCUGGUGCUGUCCGUCAGCUACUUCUUCGACAAGGACUACUAUGACGACCCCUCACACGCGGGCGAGCUGGGCAAGGACCUGCAGAAGGACAAGUACGUUGCAGGCGGCGUCGUGGCGUUUGACCUGCAGUCGCGCGUCCUGAAGUGGAGCCAGCACCUUGACCUCACCACCGACGACACCACCUUCAAGGCCCACAUGUUUUCCAGCCCGACGCUGGCUGACUUGGACAGGGACGGGAAGCUGGAGAUCAUCCUGGGCUCCAGCGUGGGCUUCGUGUACGUCCUGGACUGCUACGGGUCGCCGCGGACUGGCUGGCCCCUGCAGAUGGGGGAGGUGCAGGGCCAGCUGCUGGUGGCCGACCUCAACGGCGACGGCUGGCUGGAGAUCUUUGCGGGCGACUCCCUGGGCAACGUGGCCCUGUUUGACCGGGACGGCAAGGAGCUCUGGGAGAAGCACGUCAAGAGCAUGAUAUCGCAGGUGAUAGGGUAA
Messenger RNA from Monoraphidium neglectum, 2151 nucleotides. RefSeq lists its product as hypothetical. The coding region runs from base 1 to 2151 and encodes 716 amino acids. Gene Ontology annotation, molecular function: protein binding. The record is from RefSeq and is a predicted model, not a curated record. The transcript is spliced from 11 exons. Lineage: Eukaryota; Viridiplantae; Chlorophyta; Chlorophyceae; Sphaeropleales; Selenastraceae.